Pleuronectes platessa (European plaice) is the source of this 1612-nucleotide messenger RNA. Its product is annotated as phytanoyl-CoA dioxygenase domain-containing protein 1. Lineage: Eukaryota; Metazoa; Chordata; Actinopteri; Pleuronectiformes; Pleuronectidae. The coding region runs from base 152 to 1042 and encodes 296 amino acids. The transcript has 11 exons. The record is from RefSeq and is a predicted model, not a curated record.
GGCGAGGAAAGAGUUAAAAUCCAAAAUCCUAUAACAGCUCGGGUGGUUACGCUUUACAUGACUUAACAGGUCCCAUGGUCGGAAAACAGUAUUUAACUGAGACACACACACACACAGAGAGAGACAGAUUCCUGUGUCCAAGCUGAACAACAUGGACUUCAUGUCAGAUCGUGAUGUGCAGAAGUACAUGGAGGAGGGGUACGUGGUUCUCGACGGGCUGCUGACCUCCCACGAGUGUGACGAGCUGAGGCAGAGGAUGUCGGAGAUCGUGGAAGACAUGGACAUGCCAGGGCAGAAGUUUAUUCACCAGCAUUUCUUUCACAUGCCUUCCACCAAUUUGCACGUAAAGAUGCAGGGAGACGCUGACUAUUUUAUCACCAGCGGAGACAAGAUACGCUUUUUCUUUGAGAAAAGAGCUUUUGAUGACAAAGGUGAAUUCAUCUUUCCAAAACAGCGAUCACUGAACAAAGUUGGUCAUGCUCUACAUGCCUAUGAGCCAUUGUACAAAAAAGUUACGCAUUCAGCCAAAGUUCAGGGCAUCGCUAAGAAGCUGGGACUCGUAAAUCCUGUCAUACUGCAAAGCAUGUACAUUUUUAAGCAACCAGGAAUAGGUGGAGAAGUGACACCUCAUCAAGACGCCACAUUUCUGUACACUGAGCCCCUGGGCCGAGUUAUGGGAAUGUGGAUCGCCUUGGAAGACACCACUCUGACCAAUGGCUGUCUGUGGUUUAUUCCAGGGUCACAAAACAGUGGUAUCUCCCGGCGUAUGGUGCAUACCCCAGAGGGCCCCUUCCCCCUGACCGACUUCAUUGAGAAAGAGAUGGAGUACGACGAUGAGAAGUUCCUUCCUGUACCAAUUAAAAAAGGUGGCGUGGUCCUAAUCCACGGUGAGGUGGUGCAUCGCAGCGCUGAGAACAAAUCAGAGGACUCUCGCCACGUCUACACCUUCCACGUCAUGGAAUCCCAGGACACCCAGUGGAGCCCCGACAACUGGCUGCAGCCCACUGAAGAGCUUCCUUUCCCUCCCCUCUACACCAAGUGAAGGACAUCCGGCUGCAGAGACACACACGAUCCCAUCUUUCCUGAAGAGCGACCAACGUGUAUUAACAGUUUCAACCAUAGCUCAUGUGCUCAUGGAUGGUUUUUUAUCUUCCAUGACACCAUGUGUUGCUCUGAGCUGCAUGUAGAUUACAGACCAUCGAGAAUGAUUGUGGCCCGAUACUGAAUGUGAAUUUUUUAAUAUGCUUAGAAAUUAAUUUGAAUUGAACCCUUUUUUUAAAAUACAACUGAUAUUUAGAUCUGCUUUUAUUCAGCGUCUCCUAAUCAACAUUUGCACAAACCAGCAUUUCUUUUGUUCAAGCUAAUUUUCCUUUUCAGCUUUGUGUUCAAACAAGAUGGCAGAUUCCUAUUUUUACAGACAAGCAGUGAGCAACAAUUUUUGAUUUUAAGAUGCAACUCAAAAGAAAAACAUCUUUAUGUAUGAAUGAUUUUUAACAACAUCCAAACGUUUUUAGAUACAUUUGAAAUCAAACUGAGAAACCAGAGGGUUAAUGUUGGCGCACAGGUUCCUCUUCUCCAUUCUCACACCAGCAUUAAACAAAUGGACUGAAAA